Messenger RNA from Lipotes vexillifer (Yangtze River dolphin), 1593 nucleotides. It is a transcript of the gene PSMC2, whose product is annotated as proteasome 26S subunit, ATPase 2. Gene Ontology annotation, molecular function: ATP binding; ATP hydrolysis activity. NCBI's taxonomy places the organism in Eukaryota, Metazoa, Chordata, Mammalia, Artiodactyla, Lipotidae. The record is from RefSeq and is a predicted model, not a curated record.
AUGGCGCCGGAGCCAGCCCCGGCCCGCGGAGCCGGCUUUACUUCCGGUGAGGAAGGGAAAGGCGGGGCGCCACCGGAAGCGAGGAAGGUGCUGUGUAAUCACCGACAAGCUGAAGUCCUUGGAUCUCCUAAAAUGCCGGAUUACCUCGGUGCAGAUCAGCGGAAAACCAAAGAAGAUGAGAAAGACGACAAGCCCAUCCGAGCUCUGGAUGAAGGGGAUAUUGCCUUGCUGAAAACUUAUGGUCAGAGCACUUACUCUAGGCAAAUCAAACAGGUUGAAGAUGACAUUCAACAACUUCUCAAGAAAAUUAAUGAGCUCACGGGUAUUAAAGAGUCUGACACUGGCCUGGCCCCACCAGCACUCUGGGAUUUGGCUGCUGAUAAGCAAACACUCCAGAGUGAACAGCCUUUGCAGGUCGCGAGGUGCACAAAGAUAAUCAAUGCUGAUUCGGAGGACCCGAAGUACAUUAUCAAUGUGAAGCAGUUUGCCAAGUUUGUGGUGGACCUCAGUGAUCAGGUUGCACCUACUGACAUUGAAGAAGGGAUGAGAGUUGGUGUGGACAGAAAUAAGUAUCAGAUUCACAUUCCACUGCCUCCUAAGAUUGACCCAACAGUUACCAUGAUGCAGGUGGAGGAAAAACCUGAUGUUACGUAUAGUGAUGUGGGUGGCUGUAAGGAACAGAUUGAGAAACUUCGAGAAGUAGUUGAAACCCCACUACUUCAUCCAGAGAGGUUUGUUAACCUUGGCAUUGAGCCUCCUAAAGGUGUGCUGCUCUUUGGUCCACCGGGUACAGGCAAGACACUCUGUGCUCGGGCAGUUGCUAAUAGGACCGAUGCUUGCUUCAUUCGAGUUAUUGGAUCUGAACUUGUACAGAAGUACGUCGGUGAGGGGGCUCGAAUGGUUAGAGAGCUCUUUGAAAUGGCCAGAACAAAGAAAGCCUGCCUUAUCUUCUUUGAUGAAAUUGAUGCUAUUGGAGGGGCUCGUUUUGAUGAUGGUGCUGGGGGUGACAAUGAAGUGCAGAGGACCAUGUUGGAACUGAUCAAUCAGCUGGAUGGGUUUGAUCCUCGAGGCAACAUUAAAGUUCUGAUGGCCACAAACAGACCUGACACUCUGGACCCCGCGCUGAUGAGGCCCGGGAGACUGGACAGGAAGAUUGAGUUUAGCUUACCUGAUCUAGAGGGUCGGACUCACAUUUUUAAGAUUCAUGCCCGUUCAAUGAGUGUUGAAAGAGAUAUCAGAUUUGAAUUGUUAGCACGACUGUGUCCAAAUAGCACUGGUGCUGAGAUCAGAAGCGUCUGCACAGAAGCUGGUAUGUUUGCCAUCCGAGCACGGCGAAAAAUUGCUACUGAGAAGGAUUUCUUGGAAGCUGUAAAUAAGGUCAUCAAGUCCUAUGCCAAAUUCAGUGCUACUCCGCGCUAUAUGACAUACAACUGAGCCCUGGAGGUGUUCGUGAAAACACUUUUCAUUGGAAUCCUAACCUUAUACAGACUUCUUAAUAACCAUUUCACACACAAAAUAAGUGGUUUUCAAAAUUGUAUGCUUUUUUUUUCAGAUGUCGUUUCUCUGUGGUACAAUAAAGGGUGAUAUCUAAUG